GUCCGUUGCAAGGCGCGUACCGCGAGAUAGUACCAUUUACCAGAACCGCUUGCCAUAUACAGCGAAGUAAUACCAAUAACUUUCGGGGAGUUUUAUGUGGAAGACUUGAGUGGUGACCAAAAUGACAAUCAGGGUGCUUUGGAAGUUUGGGACAGUACCUCUACUAGUUCUCCUACUGCACCGAUUACAAGCCACUUCAUCAACAACCACCUCAAGCUCGAACAUCAACGACGACUCCCCUCCAGAAGGUUACUACGCCUUCGUUGAGUCUCCAUUGGCGGAACCUCCAAGAGUGAGACCUCCGCCCUACACCCAUGUGCCGAUGGACUGCCCCGAGGGAGAUGGACAUAGGGUUUUAUGUGGAGAUUUGAAUAGGGGGACCAUACCGAGGAACCCGAUGGGGCAAAAUGUGUUUGGAGCUCCAUAUCCAUUUGAGUUGAUCAAGAAUAUGACCUUGAGGUACCUCAGCCGAACGUUACCGAUCUUGAAAGCAGACGAAACGUUACCAAAGGUGGCCCAGCUACAGCAAGACGAACUUAUUUCACAGAACACAAUCGCAAAUUCGAAUGACAGAUAUGGCAGAGUAAAGAGAAGUGAUCAAGCUACAUCCUCAGAAUCUCAAUCAAACUCAACUCAAGUUUCUUCAGAAGAUCUCAAAAAUGUCACUGACAGGCAACCAAAGAAGUUCUGUGACAACGGAGGGGUACUUUGCUUGAUCUAUAAAGCAAUAAAUGGAGAGCCCGUGGUGCCUACCAGCAAAAAUUCUGCUCAGAUGCCUUUGGAGAGAAGGGAUGAGGCACCAUCUACACAACUGAGGUAUGAAGGCCCACCAACGCCUUGUCCAGCCAAGGUCGAGUAUGCCACGCCUGUGUUUGCCAAAAACUACCAAGGAGUAUGGAGAUACGUUGUACAAAUACCUUACGAAGGAUACUUCACUCAAACUGUUGAAGUUACUAGAUGUCUUCAAGCAAAGUGUCACUAUUUAGACGGAGGUUGUCUUUCUUCACCAAGAUGGUCAAGCUUGUUGGUCGCCGAAAUCUUCUAUCCAGACACAAUUCUUACUGGUAGUGAUACAACCAAUCCACAAAGAAGUCCAGUUGCUGCUUCUCAACCUCCGUCGGUACAAGAUUUUCAGAACUACCAACAGUACCUUCAGAAGCGAGCGGGUCUCCCUCCACACUCGAUGGACCAAACGACGACGAAAAAGCCUCCCCAAUGUGACGGCGUGGAUGCAUUGGGCUGCUUCCAAGUCAGGCUUUACUACGAUUGGUUCCUGAUUCCAGGAUCUUGCAAAUGCUGGAGGCCGGAUUACUUUAAUAAGUAUGUCAGGAGGAAGAAUGGAAACCCCGAUUUGUAAAAAUAAUGUUUUGGAUGUCUUAAGAAAUUUGGGUGUUUGAAAGGGGGUCACUUGUUUUUUAUGGCGGUUGCUUGGAGUUGCCAAAGGUUAACGAAACCUGUAAUCUAAAGUUCACGAAGUAUAGUUUAGGGACAAUCAUCCUUAUAUAUUUGCAAGAAAUAUUGAUGUUAAUGAAACACUUUGAAUGGCGUGCUGAUGAUCUAUACAAAAAAAAAUAAUGUAUACAAAAUCCUAAACUUUGGCAUGAAUCAUGUAUCACUUGGCUGAAUAGAAUGAUGUAGAAAAUAGCUGUUCCAGAAUUCACGUUUGAACGAAAAAUGGUGGUCGUGAUUUCAUGCUUAAGUUUAGUGGAGCGAUAUAUCAAAGCUUGCUUAAAUGUGUGACCUCCUUUUAAUAGUUUCUUUUAAACUACCCUGUGCUUUUAUAAAAAAAUUAGUCUGCCAUCUGACUGGAAUGCUAAUAUUUAGCAGGAUUCUCGAAAUAGAAGCACAUUCUUUCUAUGACCAAUGUACCCAAUAAAAUAAUAGUUUAAAGUCUUCGGAAAGGACUUGACUUUUUAUGCCAUAUUCCAAAUUUAGUAUUGAGAUAGAGCUUCUUAGUGGCAUUCUAGAAAGUGUGAUUUUCUUUUGACUCUCACCUGAUACUUUGGUCAUAAAAAGAAGUCUGUCACUCAUAUAACUACAGGUUAAGGUUUGCUGUAGUUUUUUGUACCUUCAGAUGAAUCAACGACUGUCUUACUCGUACUUUUUGAGAUUGUAUAGACUGCCUUAGAAAAUGUAACUUCGUUAUAUUAUAUUACAUUGCACCUAUGCAGGGUGAUCUAGAAGAUUGUAGCAGUAUUUCUGGAGUGAAAAGUAGGACAAAAAAUUAUAUGAAACUUUCUUAUAAAUAUGCGUUUGUAAAUGCUGUCUCAUCAAAGGCAAGGUGUUGAGGUCUUAACUGAAAACCAAAAAAAGAUAUUUUGGGAGUAGUACUUGAGUGUAUACCAGUAGCGUGGAAAUUGGGAGAUUUUGACCCCUACUGAAGAGAACAUAAUUAUUUUCCACGCCACUAAGAUAAUCUAUUUACUUUUACAUGAAGCACAUCUUUCGAGAAGCUUUCGUCAGACUACUCUUUCUGAGAAAGUAUACUUUAAAAAUGCGCUAUAGUCAGUGGAGUUGAAAAUUGUAUGCAAUCUAUUAGAAGAGUAUGUAUUUCUGUGUCAACAAAUUGUGGAAACAUUAUCCAUGUUUGUUGGAUAUUUUUUUAUUUUUGUAUGUACGUGUCUCCUUAGUAUCACGCCUUUCUGAAUCACCCUGUAUAAAUGAAUAUCUAAAAACAAUGAGUAAUUAGAAUUUUCAUUUGUAUUUAGUGAUAACAUAGGCCAACCUCUGCAUCGUACUGUAAGAAGUAUCACAUUUUAGUUUAAAACUUCGGAAACACGGACCCUGUUAAUUUUUCUAGGGAUAUUUUUUUAUAAUUGUGAUGAUAAGGUAGACUAUCAGUUAUUAUUUAGGGUAAUUUUAAUGUAUUUAUAUUUUUAUUAUUGAUCAAUAAAGAAC
Molecule: messenger RNA, 2898 nt
Organism: Acanthoscelides obtectus
Lineage: Eukaryota; Metazoa; Arthropoda; Insecta; Coleoptera; Chrysomelidae
Source: the annotation of a GenBank genome assembly